Musca domestica (house fly) is the source of this 3625-nucleotide messenger RNA. RefSeq names its product cullin homolog 1 (gene Cul1). The transcript is spliced from 4 exons. Gene Ontology annotation, biological process: SCF-dependent proteasomal ubiquitin-dependent protein catabolic process; protein ubiquitination. NCBI's taxonomy places the organism in Eukaryota, Metazoa, Arthropoda, Insecta, Diptera, Muscidae. Gene Ontology annotation, cellular component: SCF ubiquitin ligase complex. Gene Ontology annotation, molecular function: ubiquitin protein ligase binding. The record is from RefSeq and is a predicted model, not a curated record. The coding region runs from base 495 to 2831 and encodes 778 amino acids.
CGACAUUGACUCGAAAUGUCGACAGUCAAUAGUCGAUUUCUUGAUGCCUAACAGAAAUAAAUGAGAAAAUUACUUUGAUGGAGAAAAAUAACUUUUUGAACAUUUAAUACGAAAUAACAAGAAAUUUUACGUUUUUCAUACGCAAAUAAUCAAUAAAGAGAUAUAACAAUAUUCUCCAACAAAACGAGAUUCUCAAAUUUAAUCUUUUACGCAAUAUUCCAAUACAAUUUUAUGUGUAAACGACUUGCUGUCUUAAAACUACAAACAUACGGACCCUCAGAACAUUGAAAAGAUCACGGCAACAAUCACCUCCACAAAAACAAGCAACGGCGGGUACCAAGGAGGAUAAAAAGAGAAACCCCUUGCCAGAAUUAGCCUCGUCACUACCACUACCACCAUCAACAGCAUCAUCAUCUCUGUCACACUACAGGUCUUCAAAGAUAGACAAAAAUAAAACAUCACCAUCAUCAUCAAUAAACUCGUGUCCACAUAAAAUGCAACGUCCAAGUUCCCAUGGAACUUCUGCACAGAAACAUUCAAAUUUGGACGAAAUAUGGACAGAUCUGGAACAGGGCAUAAAACAAGUAUUCCAACAAGAACAAUCGCUGACAAAGGAACGUUAUAUGCAACUGUAUACAUAUGUCUAUAACUACUGCACCAGUGUUAAUACCGUUCAGAACAACAGCAAUCGUUCGAAUAAAUUGGGUGGUGCCCAACUGGUGGGCAAAAAGCUCUAUGAGCGUCUAAAGGAUUUCCUCAAAGAUUAUUUGGCCGAUUUGCUGACGAAUUUUAAGGCCAUCAAAGGAGAAGAAGUCCUCUUGGAUCAUUAUACCAAACAAUGGGUUCUGUAUCAGUUCUCCAGCACCGUUUUGAAUGGUAUUUGCUCAUACUUAAACAGACACUGGGUCAAGCGGGAAUAUGAAGAAGGGCAAAAGGGUAUCUAUGAGAUUUAUCGUUUGGCAUUGGUUACAUGGAAGGAACAGUUGUUCAAGGUUCUUAAUGAACCCGUUACCAAUGCCGUGCUUAAAUCCAUUGAUGAAGAACGUCGUGGUAAGACCAUAAAACGUUCUCUUGUACGCGAUGUCAUCAACUGCUACGUGGAAUUGGGUUUCGACGAGGAGGAGGAUAUGGACAACAAGGAUGCGAAAAAACAAAAGCUGUCCGUAUAUCGUGAUCAUUUCGAAAAGAAAUUCCUGGCAGAAACUGCCGCCUUCUACAAACAUGAAUCUGAGGCAUUUUUGAGCAGCAACACCGUGUCCGAGUACAUGAAACAUGUGGAAAAACGUUUGGAUGAAGAACGUAAAAGAGUGAACAGUGCCGAUUUUAAUUCAGUAUUAACAUCAUACUUGCACGUCAGUACUCUGGAUAAAUUGGUAGAAACUUGCGAAGUGGUUCUUAUCGAAAAACAUUUAGACAUAUUCCGUUCCGAAUUCCAAAACCUAUUGAAUGCCGACAAGAAUGCCGAUUUAAAACGUAUGUACACAUUGGUGGCACGCACUCCACGCAAUCUUAAUGAAUUGAAAACGAUUUUGGAGGAGCACAUUCUUCAACAAGGAUCUCAGGCCAUCGAAAAAUGUGGCAAUACCGAAGCUGCCAACGAUCCCAAAAUAUAUGUCCAAACCAUACUGGAGGUACACAAAAAAUAUAAUGCUCUUGUUUUAACCGCCUUCAACAAUGACAAUGGCUUUGUGGCUGCAUUAGAUAAGGCCUGUGGCAAGUUUAUCAACUCAAAUGUGGUUACUCAAGCAAGUAGUGCUAGCAAAUCCCCGGAAUUACUUGCCAAAUAUUGCGAUAUUCUGCUGAAAAAGUCAUCCAAGAAUCCCGAAGAAAAGGAACUGGAAGAUAAUCUGAAUCAGGUUAUGGUCGUUUUCAAAUACAUCGAAGACAAGGAUGUCUUUCAGAAAUUCUACUCCAAAAUGUUGGCCAAACGUUUGGUUAAUCACACCUCGGCCUCUGACGAUGCCGAGGCUGUUAUGAUUUCCAAAUUGAAACAGACCUGUGGCUAUGAGUACACCAUUAAAUUGCAACGCAUGUUCCAGGACAUUGGUCUAUCCAAAGAUCUAAAUAACAAUUUCAAACAAUAUCUUCAAACGGCUAAUAUUCCCAUGGAAAUUGAUUUUAGCAUUGAAGUUUUAUCCUCAGGUUCAUGGCCAUUUAAUCAGAGCAGUAGUUUUUCGCUGCCGACAGAACUGGAGAAAGCCGUGCAACAUUUCAACACAUUCUAUGCUGCACGCCAUUCGGGCCGAAAAUUAAAUUGGCUGUAUCACAUGUGCAAGGGAGAAUUGGUAACGAAUUGCUUCCGCAACAAAUACACACUGCAGGCCAGUACGUUCCAAAUGGCUGUUCUAUUGCAAUUCAAUGACCAGACACGUUAUACCAUAAAGCAAUUGCUGGAUAAUACACAGAUACAGUUGGAGAAUUUAGUGCAGGUUUUACAAAUUUUACUCAAGGCAAAACUUCUAACCUGUGCCGAUGAUGAAAAUUCCCUAACACCCAACUCUGUUGUGGAAUUGUAUGCCGACUAUAAGAAUAAGAAAUUACGCAUCAACAUCAAUCAACCUUUGAAGACUGAACUUAAGGUCGAACAAGAGGCCGUACAUAAACACAUUGAGGAGGAUCGCAAAUUGUUGAUACAAGCCGCCAUUGUGCGCAUUAUGAAAAUGCGACGAAAGCUCAAUCACACACAGCUCAUUACCGAGGUAAUCAAUCAAUUGUCAUCGCGUUUCAAGCCCAAGGUGCCGGUUAUCAAGAAAUGCAUAGACAUUUUGAUCGAGAAAGAAUAUUUGGAGCGAAUGGAAGGACAAAAGGAUACCUACAGUUAUUUGGCGUAAAUUAAUAAGAUCAAAGCAAGAGUACAUCAUAAAGAAAACCCAAAAGGCAACGAUGUGUAACUGUCUGUAAUUUGUUGUGUAUGUGCGAGUGUGGAUGUCAUGCAAAAUGAAGAAGAAAGAAAAAAAAAACUACUGCUGGUGAAGAAAGUUGAAAGAUAUCUCAUUUAAUAAUAACGUUUGAAACAAUUGUUUCGUUGAAAAUAUUCUUUACCCGGUUUAUAUUUUUCUAUCACUGGUCUUUAUUUACUCCCAACCAACUUUCACAUCACUGCUGUGGCAAACUUCUUGUGUUUAUGAUCUGCAAACAUGUAAUAUUUUGAUUUUAUUCAUUGUCUCCCCCGCUUUUUUUCUAAACCUUCCCUUCUCCCUACACUCCUUUUAACGUAUCAUAAAUUGAAAUUAUUAUUUAAAAAUAAAUUGUUUUAUUUGUUUAUUAGACGUUUUUAUCAUCGAUAUCCAUCUUUUGCUUGUUUUCAAAACAACAAGAACCUUGUUUCCCUUUAUGUUUUGGCACUCAUAAAUUAUAUAUUGUUGUUGUAAACACAUCUAUUAAGAUUUAGUUAGAUAUGGAUCUACCACCAACACCACCGCUGCUAACAAAAUUAUCAUUGAUAUAACAACCCCAAAUUUAUAUCUGGAGAAAGAAUAUUGACUCGAGUUCUUUUUGAAUUUUGUGCAAACAAAUAAGAAAUUGGCUUAUUAUAAUUUGACUAGUUACCUUUAUUGAGAUUCGAAUAAAAACACACGAAAAAUUCGGUGUUAAGCAAAUGCGACGAACCUGUUUGCAAACAAUA